Messenger RNA from Conger conger (European conger), 6288 nucleotides. RefSeq names its product tweety family member 3a (gene ttyh3a). Lineage: Eukaryota; Metazoa; Chordata; Actinopteri; Anguilliformes; Congridae. The record is from RefSeq and is a predicted model, not a curated record. The coding region runs from base 1027 to 2601 and encodes 524 amino acids. The transcript has 14 exons. Gene Ontology annotation, cellular component: plasma membrane. Gene Ontology annotation, molecular function: intracellularly calcium-gated chloride channel activity; volume-sensitive chloride channel activity.
GAGGCUCAGUGGAGAGGAGACAACUAUGACUUCAUCAAGCUCCGGCUUUAAGACUAUGCCAGUGGUGUUCCUCUUGUUCGCUUCAUUCUUUCAACUGUACCAUGGCCGUUCGUGAGAAUGCAGUGUUGGUGAAGUGAAAUUAGACGAAGAAGCGGACGUGCUCUGUGAAAUAUACUGGGCUCGCUGGAAAAUUGCUAAACAAAGGGAAAUCGAGCAGCACCCAUCGCAUGUGUACGUCUGAGGGACCAGAGUGGCUGGAUAAACCGACACAAUCAAAUCGGCACGGCAAGAGCAUCAACCAAAUGGUUUGCACAUCUGCAGCAUAGUUGGACAAUACUACUAAUAAAGGAAGAUCGCCGACCGUAUUCACCGAAUGGUUGCCAGAUUUAGAUGUUAUUUAGUUUUGCAGAUUUUUAACGAGCCUGCUAUUUUGUUGGAGUGGAGUGUUUGAAUGGAAACGGAGUGGAACUGACCUCGCUUCUUCGUCGAGUGCUGUUGAAAUAUUUCCAGAAAUCUAACUAGGUAGCUAGCUGAGAAUUAUGUAGUUAGUUGUCUUGGGUAGGUUACAUCCCGUCAGUGUUGUGAGGUAGCCUGCUAGAAACCUAUAACGGCUUCUCUGUAUUGUGUGCCAAUUCAGACAAGGGGUGUUGCAGGUUGUUGUUGGAAUUUCAUUAACAAAAUGUUGCUGUUGGGGCAUGAAUGCCAGACAGUCUAAGGGUUCAACGUGCAGUUUGGAGACCGUGGAGGCACCGAGCGAACCGUGCAGGCUAUGAGAACGGGGACCACCGUCUGAUUGUUGUGAUUGCCUUUUGUAUGUUAGCUAGCUAGCUGGCUACCCAGACAUGCAUCUUGGGCCAGCUAGCUAGCUACCUUGCCAUAACACUUAUUUGCUACCUUGCCACUAAAGUCCCUAUAUUUAGUUAGCCAUAGUAGCCAAUUGAGUGAUACGUUUGGAAUACUUGGAUUUGUGAUCUUCCUGGAUUUGAAUUGGAUUAUUCUGUUGGGGUUGUCUAUUGGAAUCUGACGAUGGCAGCAGUAGUCAACUACUCGCCUCCCUGGUGGGUGAACCUGCUUCACCGUCUCCCUCACUUCAAUCUCCAGUUCGAAAAAACAAGCAGCGAUUUUCGCCCUGAAGAUCUGGAAUACCUACAGUCCAUCCUUCUGCUGGGAGGAGUAGCCCUGGCUUGCCUGGCCCUGGACCUCCUCUUCCUGCUCAUCUACUCCUUCUGGCUGUGUUGCCGCCGCAAGAAGGUCGAGGACCAGCCCAACGCGGACUGCUGCUGCACGGCCUGGUGCGUCAUCAUCGCCACUCUGGUCUGCAGCGCUGGCAUUGCGGUGGGUUUCUAUGGGAACGGGGAGACCUGUGACGGAGUGAACCGGCUCACGUACUCUCUUCGGCAUGCCAACCGCACCGUGGCUGGAGUGCAGAAACUGGUGUCGGACAGCAGCUCCUCGCUGAACCAGACCGUGGAGCAGAGCCUGCAGCAGCUGGAGGCGCAGUACUCCAAGCACACGGACUACGUGUCCAUCGUGCAGAAGCUCCAGGCCCAGCUGGAGGAGCUGGUACGGCAGAUGGGGGACAUCCCCUUCUGGGACAACCGCCACAUCUCCCUGGAGGAGCUGGCCGUCAAGAUCGAGCUCUACGAUUGGUACAGGUGGCUGGGAUACUUGGGUCUGCUGCUGUUCGAUGUCCUCAUCUGCCUGCUGGUGCUCUUCGGCCUCAUCCGCAACUCCAAAGGGACUCUGGUUGGCGUCUGUCUGCUGGGGGUGUUUGCUCUCAUCGUCAGCUGGGGAACCCUGGGCCUAGAGCUGGCUGUUUCUGCGAGCUCCAGUGACUUCUGCGUUGCCCCGGACAUGUACGUCACCAGAGUGACUGAGGAGAACGCCAUAGUCAAGAAAGACAUACUACAGUACUACCUGCAGUGCAACAUGGGCCAGACAAACCCCUUUCAGCAGAAGCUGUCAGGGAGUCACAAGGCCUUGGUGGAGAUGCAGGACGACGUGGCGGAACUCCUGCGCUCAGCGGUCCGAGAGUAUCCAAAGACCAAGGGGAACCUGGAGCAGAUCCAGGGGGUGCUGAACACCACGGAGAUCAGCCUGCACCAGCUCACGGCCCUGGUGGACUGCCGCAGCCUGCACAUGGACUACGUGCAGGCGGUGACGGGGCUCUGCUACGACGGCCUGGAGGGCCUCAUCUACCUGGUCCUGUUCUCCUUCGUCACGGCGCUGAUGUUCAGCUCCAUCGUGUGCAGCGUGCCUCACACCUGGCACAGCAAGAGGAACGAGGACGACGCCGAGGAGGAGUCUCUGGCGCACAGUAACCGCCAGCCCCACGACAACCUGUACCGCGUGCACAUGCCCAGUCUGUACAGCUGCGGGAGCAGCUACGGCAGCGAGACCAGCAUCCCCGCCGCCGCACACACCGUCAGCAACGCCCCCGUCACCGAGUACAUGACCCAGAACGCCAACUUCCAGAACCCCCGGUGCGAGAACACGCCACUGAUUGGACGAGAGUCACCCCCGCCCUCCUACACCUCCAGCAUGAGGGCGAAGUACCUGGCGACCAACCGGCCCGACCCCAACAGCCCAGUCACUCAUUAACGGAGACGCGCUCACACCUACACCGAGGCCCCGGCCCGGAAGUCUCCAGCUUCCGGAACCUUCCUCACCACCGCCACCCCCUCACCGACACCACUAUCACCACCGCCACGCACCACCGUCCUCCCCCGCACCCCUCAAGCGGAACAGCUCUCCGCUCCUGUUCCCGCCAACGGCACCACUGACUAACCAGCGAGGCAUCCUCCGCGUGUUGGAUGCAGGCCCAAAAAGAUGAAUGUUCUCGUGUCUUGUAAAUAGCGCUCUGUAAAUGAAGAUUGAGGAAGCCAGUUUUCUCCUACACUCUGUCACCACACGCACGCGCAUAUACACACACGUACGCAAAAAAAGGGGCAGAGUGUUUUCCCCUUUUGUGAAGCUGGAUCUUUCUGAGCUUGUGUGAACUCAAACAGUGUAUUUACCAAACACCCCCCCCCCCCACUCACACACACACACACACACACACACACCCUUGCUGGUUUCCUUCACCUCCACCUCCACCGGCUUUUCUUCCUGAUCAUUCCACAAAACCCAGUUUUUGGAUUUAUUUUACUUUAUUUUGUUUUGUAUGAGUGUUCGAAACAAGAAAAUGGACCUUUGCGUAACUACUGAGAGGCCCUGCAGUGGACUUGGAGCUGGAAGGAUGCUGUGAUGGAGGUCGUCGUCCCGAAUGAGUUGUUCUCAGCCACAGUUUGGCAUUCAGAACCGUCGGUGCCGAAGGGCCAAAUUCUGUUUCCCUCGACAACAGACUUCACCCUUUCGCUCGCGGCCGUUUAAAUAUGCAAAUACGCCUUGAACCAUCUGCUUCUGGAAUGCUACGGCAGGGGUGUAGCUAGGAAUUCUGCCCCCCCCCCUGAAAGAAUAUUGCUCUAGUCCCCCAAACCUACUGGAAGUUUUCUGGGCCCCCUCCAGCUGUGCCCCCCCUCCCCCAAACUGUAGGUCCCUAGAAUCGUCACCGCCUUUCACCCCACUAUCGACGGGCCUGGCCUCAUGGUUUCUGCCGGCUGGUGCAACUCUCAGCGCCGACGAAAAAUCAGGGACAUUAGCCAUUUAGACAAACUGUCGAGACGCAGCCGAGUGGAAACUCCUUACCGUUAUUCAGAGAGCUCCGGAGCGAUUCGGAACUCACGCUUUCGCUGAACAGUGACACUCCCGAAUCCAGAUAGGACUCUGGAGGAUAUACAAUUCUGUCUAUGUAGUUGAAAGCAAAUGGGCAGUUGAAGUUGGGACCAGAACGGAUCUGUCUCCGGUGAAGAGAAGGAAAACUUUUUACUUACGGAAAACCAACUGUCCCAGCUUUCUGAGUGGGGAAGGGUACUACAUGAAUCUAGAAUGCUGUUAAUCUGGAAGGGGAGGGGGGGUACUCAGGAUUGCUCAUCUUGCCAUUAUUCCCAUUGUGCAGGGGGGACUUUGACUGUCUGAUUGGCUCAAAUGUACUGCUGAAGGACUGCACACAGACCGUUGAAGUCACUACAGCAAGGUUUUAGAUUCCAUACAUAGCACACACAGUACAGAUUUGAGUUACCUCUCGCGUGUGGAAUACGUAAUAAGGUAAUCCCUUUGUGGAAGGUUACAGUCUGAUGUCAAGUAGGCGUAAGGUAUAAGCACGCUUAAUAGUAUGGUUGGACGCACAACAUGAUAACUCAAGAAAACAUUCUUUUGUCUUAAACAGGAUUUCAGCUGAAUUUCAGGGCUGUAGCCUCGAUGUGUUUUCGCCCCGCUUGUAGUUUGUCUGACAUAUCAAUAGACGACGAUGACAUUUCCAGAUGACUGUGCCAUGUCUUGUCUUGACAUCAGCAGGGUAACUGACCAAUAUACUGGAGCCAGUGUUUUUUUUUGUUUUGUUUUUGUUUUGGUUUGUUUUUUGUUUGCAGGUGGCAGACAUCUUACUAUCGAAGGGAACUUGCACUUGGAAUUUCACUUUUGGUUUUGUCUCGAACGGUGGAUGCUCAAGCUCACCCCUGUUGUGAACUGGACCCAAAAUCGGUCGAUCGGGAUUCCGGCCGACAUUUUGGGGCUGGACCCAGGAGACGGCGACCUGCGGUGAAGGCGAAGAGGACCAAAAGGAAUUCUCGACUUUUUGCCCGAUUUCCCUCCGAGCAAAAAAAUUUAACGUCAAUCGUUUCUUUUUUUUCCCGAGUGAAUUUAGAGUAAAUUGACCGAGUUGGUGCUUUCGUGGUGACGUGACAGACUAACCACAGUGGAUUAUAUUUUUCUUCUUCCUGUUGUGAACUGGAAGAUUUGGAAGGACUCUCGCAAAUAUGAAAAAAAUAAGAAUGCUGGUUUUUAUUCAUUACACUGCUCUCAGAGACUCUCUUCUCCUUCUUGGAAAGCACAAACAUUUUAGCCUCUUAAAACAGCUCUGGAGUUCUGGAGAAAAAAAAACGAGAAAGGCGCGAAGGCGGGCUUCGUGCUAAGACUCAUCAGACUGUAAGAUAAUCUUGCUGUGCAUUUCUCUAUUUCCCAGAUUUCUAGUGUUAGUAUUGGUAUUCAUGUGCGUAACGUGGACCGUGUGUUUGCUUGCCGUUUCCCCGUACAACCAUCACGAGGACUUCGCCCCACCACCUCCCCGGAAACCCCCUCCUCACACAUGCCCCGCCCCACCCAACGCACCGGUUUGCCCCGCCCCAGAGUCACUGUUAUGCGGCAGUUUCUCAUAAUUUCUCUGAUUAGACGACAGCAGCGGGUAGCAGCACUGACAGAAUCGCCGUGGUUCCAGAGAAUAUUCUGGAACAUUUCGUGAGCAACACCCGGCAACGAGGCCGACCGUCAGUCGCCUAUUCAUGACGACAUUUCACGAUGAAUAAACUGAAGGCCUCACUUUUAAAGAGCAAAAAACCCGACUGACCCUGAAAAGGGAGUGGUGCUCUUUGAAUUAUUUUCUCGAGACCUUGAUAUUGAGGGUGCCAUUGUGAAUGGCAGGUUGUCCUCAGAAACCAGGCAACCCUUGAAAUGUAGCGAAGUCAAGAUUAAACUUUGGUAUAACCAGGGUGACGAGGUCUGAGGGCUAGCACGUUUCAAUACCUCCUCAUUAAGGGGCUUUUAAUUAGUCAACAAUAUGUGGGAGGUUUGUAAAAAGUUGUGCCAAUUGUCAAAAACUUUCCAUUUCUAGCCCACACCCAUGAAUUAAACGGUAAAUGUUGUUGAUUAUCUUUCCACACUGGCCUUUUCUAUACUUACAUUUCCGGGAGACAUAAAUAACCAAAAGAGACGCCUGAGGAAAUGUAGCCAGUCUUUUCUAAAAAUAAAUGCAUUUCAUUUUCAUUUUCUGUGUGAGAGCCCAUUGUCACAGUGAUACAAUCUUAUUGUUUUGAAUAGUAAACUUUCUCUUUAUUCAGCAUUUCUGGAACUAUGUAUCUACACUGUAAUGCACGAAAAAAAGAAGAAAUCUGGUGAAAAGCAAACUGCCUUUGUAAACACGUUUAAACAGGUAAAUCUCAUACAAUUUUUUAUUUUCCUUUGAAAAAUUGUCUAGUCCCCAUAGUAUAUUUUAUGAUUAUUAGCAGCACAGUUUGUUUCUUAAUUGUCAAUACAUACACUUGGUCUUGCAUUGCUCUGUUUUGAUAAACUAUAUGACUGUAGUUUUUUUAAUUUUAUUUUGAAAUUACUAAAAUAUUGUAAAUGUUAAACCUGUGGUUUUAUUGAGCUUGAAUUCGGUGUUUUAAAUUCAAAUUAAAGUUACUUAACAGAAAA